CCGUUGUCGCUACGGAGGCCGAGACGCAAAGAAAUGUGGUCGCGGGCGGCGAGGUUGCGAUUUCGGGCUCUGCUGGACGGGAGCCGAGGCUUUGCUUCCGAAGCGGGUCCACGGGGAAAGAUCCAGGCGGCGGGGCCGGAGACCCAGGCUCCACGCCUCGUCCCGCAGGGCACCGGUCGCGUGUCCGCCGCGGUAAUCGAGCAUCUGGAGCGGCUGGCGCUGGUGAACUUCGGCAGCCGCGAGGCAGUGGACCGGCUGGAGAAAGCCGUCGCCUUUGCGGAUCAGCUGCACGCCGUGGACACCGACGGGGUGGAGCCCCUGGAGUCGGUACUGGAGGACAGAUGUCUCUACUUGAGAUCUGACAAGGUAGCAGAAGGCGGCUGUGCUGAAGAACUACUACAGAAUUCCAGUCUUGCUGUGGAGGAAUACUUCGUGGCCCCCCCAGGUAAUAUUUCUUUGCCAGACAUGGUAAACAAGAUUCCUUCUUCCACAGCAGAGUAGCUAUUCUGGGAAAGGGGCACUCUGUCAACAUGGUGGACUUACAAGGGUGGUCAUUUGCUACUGUGAAUUCUAGUAUAGACUGGUAUUUAUGAUUUCUUGGUAAUUGAUCCGAAGACAGAACUGGAAAACACCCAGCUAACAGAAAACCACAAGCCUGCUUCCAAGGAAAUCAAGCAAAUACUCAGGCCUGUUCUGUAUGGAAAACGUCUCCCUCCCUCAUCUGUCCCUAAAAAACACUAUCUUGUCAAAAAUGUGCCUAUGUGGACUUUUCUGUUUAUAUGUAAGAGACAGAUGACCUGUGUUUCUUUUUCUCUGGCUUGAGAGCCAGCCAAUCAUCUGUUUCUGGGUACCUACCUUAUUCCUACCAGAGGGCUCAGCUUAUGGACAGGUCUGAGUAGAAUCAAAGUAAACCACCGCCUGGGGACUCCUAAUUCAGAAAGCUAACCAACCCCCACCUCAUACUCGGUGUCCAUUAACACAGACCCUCUCUACACACACACACACACACACACACACACACACACACCCCUUAUGUAUACAUAAACACCCGACAACCCGCCCCCCCCCACACACACACAUACAUACAUACACACCAUGCUUCUGAACUCCAGCCAAAUGGUUCCUUUCUGAAAAGAGAACUUGUUAAAAAUAGCCCUGGCUUUUUUUUUUUUUUCAUUAUUUCUCUUCCUUUAUCUGCAAUGCCUGUGUCCCCCACACAGCUUCUUUUGUUCGUUCAGAUAGGGCCUCUCCGUACAUCCCCCACACUUUUUUUUGUUUGUUCAGAUAGGGCCUCUCUGUAAGUCAGGCUGGUCUUGAGUGCACGGCUAGCUUCAUGCUACAGCCUCCCAAGCACAAGGAUUAGAGGCAUGAACCACCUUAGUGACCUCCUGUUACAGGCUGUUUCAUCUACAAUGUCAGUUCUGAAUUGUAACAACUCUGAACUGGGUUAGAGAUCCCUCAGUGAUUAAGAGAACGUCCUAUCCCAGGUGUGGUGGUGAGUGUCUUUAAUUCCAGCACUUGGGAGGCAGAGGCAAACAGAUCCCUGAGUUCAAGGCCAGCCUGAUCUACAGAGACAGAAUUAUUCUGAGAAACCCUCUCUGAAAAAGAACAAAAAUUUAAAAAAAAAAAAAAAAAAA
Molecule: messenger RNA, 1637 nt
Organism: Arvicanthis niloticus (Nile rat)
Lineage: Eukaryota; Metazoa; Chordata; Mammalia; Rodentia; Muridae
Source: RefSeq, a predicted model, not a curated record